AUGGACGUAUGGGGGCCUCUCAAUGUGUCGUUGGACUACAGGCUCCGAUUUAGUCCCACCGCUACGGAUAUUACACAUCAGCUCCUGGAUAUCAUUUGCGACACCUUGCUACUGAGUAUCAAGGCUAAGAGAGUCUUGACAACAGUGAAACCAAUUGACGACCGCCCACCACAUAUUACGAGCAGGAAGAGACAGCGCAUCUCAGUCCAAGGCAGUUCAGAAGUCACGAGGAGAUCCAACUACGACACCAGUGAUUCGGAGAGCGAUGUCGAUCCAGCAGAGGAAAACAUCCUAAAGGUGACGGAGACGGUUGGCGGAACAAUAACGCGGCUCUUCCGUCUAUCCAACGCCGUUCGAAGGUCCGCCAAAGCCAACCGGGCCCGCAAGAUCGAGAGUUACAACGACAAAGACGCGAACAAGGCUAUAGACGAGCUGCGUCUCUACACAAGGUGCUAUAUUGAGUUCCGGUUCCCAGAGGCGCCAGAGUCUCUCCGCUCAGCACUAGUAGAGGCCAACGCGUGGCGACUUCGACGGUUAUAUUACCAACGGUCCCAUCGGAGACGCAUCGACAUGAGCAUUCAGAGCUCGCCAACCACUCCGUCCGUUGUUCAACUCCUCAAGAUGACGGGCAGCGCACCGACUGUGCGGUUUGCGCCGAGCCCUCUGUCAAAGCCUGAGACGAACAACGCGCCUGUCCGUUCUCCAGCACCAGUGACAAAUGCGACUACUGCUCGACAAACCGCCGUUGCGGCCUUGUACGCCAAAUCCACGACGGAAGUCCCCCGCGCAAAAUCUUGUAUUUACUGCGGCGUCAUCAUUGAGUUCAAAAAGACUGCAAGGUCCCUGCUGUGGCAUAGUCCCCUCUACUUCGACAGAUGCCAAGGGGGAGGUCACCGCGGGGGAACCGGUCCGCUGACGUUCGAAACGUCAAAGGCCUGGUCCAACCACAUGCAGACAGCUCACGGGAAUGCAUGGGAGUGCAGAGCCCCUUCUCACGAUCCAAUCGUCUUUGAACAAGAGAUACAUUACCAGGAGCAUUCCGUGAUGGAGCACGGAGUGCCUGAAGCCCACGUCGGGACGCUUUCCCGGGCGGCGCGGAGACCAGUCCUCGACAAGGUCCUGAAUUGUCCGUUUGGCGACGAUUUCCAACCCCCGGAUAAGGUCGAAUCCAGCGCUGUCUUCUCGAGCGAAGCUCUCCAGUCGCACGUCGCCGGCCAUAUGAAGGAAAUCGCUCUGCUUGCACUGCAAAAACUUCCCAGCGAUGAUCAUGAGAACGCCGAGAACGUCGAUAGCGACCAACCGUUAGAAAACGAUGGGGCAGCCGGGGUUGUCGGAGUUGCACGUCAAUCCAUGUAUAGCGUUCUGGAAGACGAGGACCUUGAUUUCCAAGACGAUGACACUGGUGAUGUAGACGAUAAUCCUGAACGCCACGAGGAGGAAAUAAGUGCACGGGUGACGGAACUCGACUUGGAGGACAAAGACGAAUUGGGGAUGACGAAACUUCACCACGCGGUACGAGCCGAUGAUCUGGACUUGGUUGAGUCUGUGAUCCAGAGCGGCGCAAGUGUUGAUUGUAGGGACGAAAAUGGCUCAACGCCCCUGCAUUACGCUGCGGGGAGUGGACUGGUCAAAUGCGUGGCAGUCUUGGUUGAGCAUGGUGCAGACAUACGAAUCACUGACAACUCUGGAUUCAGCCCAUUUCUCUGGGCUAUCGUUGCUGGGCAUGAAGACGCCACCGCUGAGCUGCUAUCGAUGGGCGCUGAUGCCAAUUCAUCGAGCGCGGAUGGACAUUCUGCGCUCGCCUGGGCAGCCAGUACGGGACGGGUUUCAACUGCUCAAAUGCUUCUGGAUCGGGGUGCCAGUAUGCAUAAUGCCCGAAAUACGCAGCAGACUACGCCUUUGGAAGAAGCGGCAGCUUCUGGAAGCCUUCCCAUUGUUGAAUUACUCAUCCGCCGUGGCGCGGAUCCCAACUAUCGUGAUCGCGAUGGAUGGUCGGCGAUACAUUGGGCAGCAGAGGAGGGCCAUCAGGAGAUCCUCUUACGGGGGGAAGUCGAUCCGGUCAAGUCAACAUGCCACGGCUGGACCGCGCUACAUCAUGCCGCCUUCAUGGGGCACUCCCGUGUCGUUGGUCUCCUCCUUCAGGACGACCGCGUACGACCUACCGCUUCUUUGCAGGACAACCACGGCUGGUCCGUUCUUCAUUUGGCCGUUCACAGUCGAGAUCUAGCCACCGUCCGUAUCUUGCUCGACAAAUCGAUCAUUGAAGACCCUCAGGCCCUAGUAGACGAGAGCGGCCUCACUGCAGAAGAAUGGCUGGAUCGCGGACCAACGAGCCAUUCCCAGAAGGCCACCAACAACCUGGCGUUCAGCAAGUCCCGUUGUUGCCAAGCCGUCACAGAACUUCGCGAUGCUGUGGCCAUUGGCAACGCCCCAUUGAUCAGAUUUCUGUUGAAAUCGGGCCACUACAUCAAUGGCAUGAACUCUGGAAAGAGGACUGCGCUUUAUUACGCUGCAAAGAAGAGCAUGCACUCCAUCAUGGAUCUACUUCUUGACUGGGGCGCCGAUCCCAACAUCCUUCCAACGGGGCGGAAGAGCUGGGAAGAAUUCAUUUCGCAUGACGACGUUUUGCAGCGGCUCAAACUAGCAGGAUACCGGAGGCGAGAUACCGACCCAGAGGUGGAACGCCAGAUUCGUCGGGCAUUGAGAGGGCGAAGCCAGCCACCUGAGCAGCCCAUACCGCACUCGCCAGAAGCAGACAAGUCACCUUUAUUUGAGCCGAACAACUUCAAAAUCCGUGGGCCGGAUGGACCUUCGUCACCUGUUCCAGUUUCGCCAACGCCGCCUUCUCUGGAUAAUGUCGCUUCCAAUAAAAUACCACUCUCGCCAAUGUCCACAGACCAGAAAAACUAUAAUAAGCGCAAGGCUAGAUCAGGCCGGACGGAUUGGUUCAAACGGCUCUGGGGUGGAAGACAGAUGAGCUCCGUGUCCGUAUUUUUGUGA
Messenger RNA from Lasiosphaeria miniovina, 3000 nucleotides. RefSeq lists its product as uncharacterized. Gene Ontology annotation, molecular function: protein binding. The record is from RefSeq and is a predicted model, not a curated record. Lineage: Eukaryota; Fungi; Ascomycota; Sordariomycetes; Sordariales; Lasiosphaeriaceae. Bases 1 to 3000 code for a protein of 999 amino acids. The transcript has 8 exons.